ACAAUUGAAAUGCGGGAUGGCCGCCUCAUACUAAACCUUUCAAGGUCAUCGGAAUGAAACGGCGGUCGACUUUGAGUGAGCCUGGCUUUAUCACUCUCCCCUUAACCUCCGAGUAAUGGCUCACCCCAUUGUUGACGAAAGUCUCGGGAAAGACUACUCAAAAGAGCUGUUGUUACAAAAGCAUUUGAAGUUCUUAGUCAGGUGCAAAAGCGAAAGUGACAGUACUUUGGACUAUUGCAGAAUGUCUGGAAUCUAUUGGGUUCUUACUGCUCUUGACUUACUCGAUGCGCUGUCAGAAGUGGAUGGGAAUGAAGUAGUUGACUUUGUAUUAAGUUGCCAAAAAACGUGUGGCGGAUUCGCUCCGUGCCCCAAACAUGAUGCACAUCUGCUUUCAACUUUAAGCGCUAUCCAAAUACUUGCAAUUUAUGACUGCUUAAACAAGGUGAAUGUUGAGGCCGUGUGUGUAUUUGUUUCCAAAUUACAGCAACCAGAUGGAAGUUUCGCUGGAGAUAUUUGGGGGGAAAUUGAUACUCGUUUUUCAUUUUGUGCCGUCGCUACACUGCAUAUACUUGGAAUGCUUUCCAAAAAUACUAUUGACAUUGAAGCUUGUGCUUCAUACCUUGAAAAGUGUCAAAAUUUGGAUGGGUGUUUCGGAACUCGACCUGGAAGUGAAUCUCAUGCUGGCCAAGCAUAUUGUGUCGUGGGAGCUCUGGCUAUACUUCGUCAACUACAUCGAUUAAAUAUAGAUCGUGCUGCUUGGUGGCUAGCUGAGCGUCAGCUUCCUAGUGGAGGUUUAAAUGGAAGACCGGAAAAACAUCCUGACGUGUGCUAUUCAUGGUGGACUGUAGCUACUCUUACUAUAUUUGGUCGUUUGACAUGGAUUAACCAGACUGACCUUACUCGGUUCAUUUUGGCUUCUCAAGAUGACCAAACUGGCGGUAUAGCAGAUAAACCUGGAAAUAUUCCUGACCCAUUCCACACUUUAUUUGGUCUUGCUGGUCUCUCUUUAUUAGCCCAAGUAGAUUCAUAUUUUUCCUCACCAAGGAAAAUGGAAAAUGGACUAAGUGGUGUAGAAGAUCCAGCCCUUAUCGCUUUACAAAUGGCUAGAAAUAAGUUGAAGACUAUUAAUCCAGUAUUAUGUAUGCCCCAAUACAUAAUAGAUCGAUUGCAGCUCAAAUUUCAACUACUGUAAAUAUUUUCUACCUACUGUAGACUUAUGUUGCAUUCUAAGUUUUUUCCACUGGCUCUAAACAUUUUAUCCUACUACGUGGAGCUUAUAAUCGUUGCUCUUAACAGAAUUGUGGUUCAAGUGUACUUAUCAAAACGUUCCGGAAUCAGUACUUUAGUACAUUGUAAUGCAUACUUCUGACAUCUUCAACAUCACUUUGUUUGUGGUCUUUCGUUAUUUGUACAGUCCCGGUGAUGUUCUUUUAAAACAUACUUCUUACUUGUAAUAAAAUUUUC
Schistosoma spindalis is the source of this 1464-nucleotide messenger RNA. Lineage: Eukaryota; Metazoa; Platyhelminthes; Trematoda; Strigeidida; Schistosomatidae. The record is from the annotation of a GenBank genome assembly.